AUGUUCUGUGAGAUUAAUUUGAGUCAGACUUUGUCUGAUGAGCUUUUUGCUGUUUUAGCAUUUGCAACAUAGGGAUAUUCAGGACAGAUACUGGUUAAAGUACAAUGUGCAGACAAAACCCAAAACAAUAUCAGCAACAGUUUCACUUACCCAUUCAGACUCCAGCAGGUACAUUUCAGUGCUCCUCUAUGUGAAAGUCCAAGGAAAGAGACCCUCUUUUUCGAAGGGGGUUACACUUCAUCUGCAAAAUUUUUCAUCACUGUGUCAGUCUUGGCUUUUCUCUAUUCCCUCUUGGCCACAAUAGUUUACAUUUUCUACCAGAACAAAUACAGAGAGAAAAACAGAGGUCCAGUAGUUGACUAUUUGGUGACAAUAGCUUUUUCUAGUCUUUGGCUGAUAAGCUCAAUUGCCUGGGCUAAGUCUCUGUCUGAGGUGAAAACAGCCACUGAUGUGUAUCAGAUUCUGCUGUUAAUGUCUGCAUGUAGAGCCCAGGAGAACCUAUGACAGGUCCUGCAAGAGCUCAUCUGGACAAACAUGUCUAUGGUGAGUUUAUUGCCUUUUUUUUUUUACUUCUUUCUUUGGACUGGUAAUAUUUGUUUUGCCUACAAAGAGACAGGUUUGCACAAGUCAACCCAAUGAUAUCCCUCCAGAACUCCCUCCAAGGCACGCAGCAGCUUCAGGCAAUACAGUCAAACCAGUUUAGAUCAGUCUGGAACUGGUUUUGGCCAGAGGCUCUACAACCAGGGGAGUUUUGACUUAUCGAACAGAGGCUUCAACCUACCCCAAACCAAUUUAAGAGAGUCCAUGUUGUACCAACAGGACGGGAGUCCCACAUCCAGAGGCCCUUUCAUAUUUGUUAAUGAGAUCGUAUUUUGUUAA
Messenger RNA from Xyrauchen texanus (razorback sucker), 879 nucleotides. RefSeq names its product synaptoporin b (gene synprb). The record is from RefSeq and is a predicted model, not a curated record. Gene Ontology annotation, cellular component: synaptic vesicle membrane; synaptic vesicle. Lineage: Eukaryota; Metazoa; Chordata; Actinopteri; Cypriniformes; Catostomidae.